GUCAUGACAAACACACUCUCCCUCCGGGAUCAGAUCUGCCCACAGGCCCUCUCGCUCCCUCUCUUUCUGCAAUGGAAAUUAACUCAUUACUUCCCCCAAAUUGAAACCCUAAUUCUCCAUCCAAAACCCUAAUAUUCCAACCCCCAAUCAUCAAUGGAGCAGCUCAAGACCAUCGGCCGGGAGCUCGCUAUGGGCUCCCAGGGCGGCUUCGGCCAAUCCAAGGAGUUCCUCGACCUCGUCAAGUCCAUCGGCGAAGCUCGAUCCAAGGCGGAGGAGGAGCGCAUCGUCCUCCUCGAGAUCGAAACCCUUAAACGACGUCUCUCCGAGCCCGAAAUCCCCAAGCGCAAGAUGAAGGAGUACAUCAUCCGCCUCGUCUACGUCGAAAUGCUCGGCCACGACGGCUCCUUCGCCUACAUUCACGCCGUUAAGAUGACUCACGACGAUAACCUCCUCCUCAAGCGCACUGGUUACCUCGCUGUUUCUCUCUUCCUCAGUGACGAUCACGAUUUGAUCAUCUUGAUCGUCAACACCAUCCAGAAGGAUCUCAGGUCUGACAAUUACCUCGUCGUUUGCGCCGCCCUCAAUGCCGUUUGCAAGCUCAUCAACGACGAGACUGUGCCUGCCGUUUUGCCCCAGGUCGUCGACCUCCUCGCCCAUCCCAAGGAGGCUGUCAGGAAGAAGGCCAUUAUGGCGCUUCACCGGUUUUAUCAGAAAUCGCCCUCCUCUGUUUCGCAUCUAGUGUCGAAUUUUCGGAAGCGCCUUUGCGAUAACGAUCCGGGCGUCAUGGGUGCCACGCUCUGGCCGCUGUUUGAUCUCAUUACCAUCGAUGUGAAUUCUUAUAAGGAUUUGGUGGUCAGCUUUGUCAGCAUUCUCAAGCAGGUCGCCGAGCGCAGGUUGCCCAAGGCCUACGAUUACCAUCAGCUUCCGGCACCCUUUAUUCAGAUUAGGUUGUUGAAGAUUUUGGCAUUGUUGGGGAGUGGUGAUAAGCAAUCAAGUGAGAGCAUGUAUAUGGUAGUCAGCGAUAUAUUUCGGAAGAGCGAAUCCACAAGUAAUAUUGGAAAUGCUGUUCUUUACGAGUGCAUUUGUUGCGUUUCUUCCAUAUAUCCUAAUCCUAAGUUGUUAGAACAGGCUGCUCAAGUCAUCUCAAGAUUUUUGAAGAGUGACAGUCACAAUUUGAAAUAUAUGGGCAUUGAUGCCCUUGGUCGACUGAUAAAGAUUAGUCCAGAGAUUGCCGAGCAACACCAACUAGCCGUCAUUGAUUGCUUAGAGGACCCAGAUGAUACUCUGAAGCGAAAAACGUUUGAAUUAUUGUACAAGAUGACCAAGUCCUCCAAUGUGGAAGUAAUUGUGGAUCGUAUGAUUGAUUACAUGAUUAGCAUUAAUGACAACCAUUACAAAACAUACAUAGCUUCUAGAUGUGUGGAGCUUGCAGAGAAAUUUGCACCAAGUAAUCAAUGGUUUAUCCAGACCAUGAAUAAAGUCUUCGAACAUGCCGGGGAUCUAGUGAAUGUUAAGGUGGCACAUAACUUGAUGAAGUUGAUUGCCGAGGGAUUUGGAGAGGAUGAUGAUACUGCAGAUAGUCAGUUGAGAUCAUCUGCGGUGGAGUCAUAUUUACGCAUAAUUGGUGAGCCAAAGCUUCCAUCUGUAUUUCUUCAGGUUAUUUGUUGGGUUUUGGGGGAAUAUGGAACUGCUGAUGGAAAAUAUUCUGCUUCCUAUAUCACUGGGAAGUUAUGUGAUGUUGCAGAGGCAUAUUCAAAUGAUGAAUCCGUCAAGGCUUAUGCUGUUACAGCAAUCAUGAAAAUAUAUGCAUUUGAAAUAUCCGCUCAGAGAAAAGUCGAGAUCCUACCGCAGUGUCAGUCUUUGGUGGAAGAAUUAUCAGCUUCUCACUCAACAGAUCUACAACAGCGUGCAUAUGAAUUGCAAGCUGUCAUUAGCUUAGAUGCUCCUGCUGUUGAGAGUAUAAUGCCGCUAGACGCAAGUUGUGAAGACAUUGAGAUUGAUAAAAACCUUUCAUUCCUCAAUGGCUAUGUCCAAGAAGCACUAGAAAAAGGCGCUCAGCCCUAUAUUCCCGAGAAUGAGCGCUCUGGAGUGUUAGAUGUCAGCAACUUCGGAAACCAAGAUCACCAUGAAGCUUUAACCCAUAGCCUUAAGUUUGAGGCGUAUGAUCUUCCAAAGCCAGUAGUGUCAUCAAGAGUUCCCCCAGCUGCAGUUGCUUCCUCAACUGAGCUUGUUCCAGUGCCAGAACCAUCUUAUGCUAGGGAGAUCCGCCAACCUGCAUCAUCGCCAUCUGUCUCAGAUGCAGGAUCGUUGGAACUUAAGCUACGACUUGAUGGUGUACAAAAAAAAUGGGGCAGGCCAACAUACUCCUCUUCUGCAUCACCGAGCUCGAACUCUUCAAGUUCUACUUCCCACAACACAACGAAUGGGGUCACACAAGUAGAUAGCGUGGGCACUUCAAAUUCAAAAGCACGUGACACUUAUGAUUCAAAGCGGCCACAGGUUGAGAUUUCUCAAGAAAAGCAGAAGCUUGCCUCUUCUCUGUUUGGAGGCUCAUCAAAAACUGAGAAGAGGCCAUCUUCUACCAACCAUAAGGCGUCUAAGGUGGGUAGCCAUGCUUCAGAGAAGUCCCAGGCGCCAAAGGCUGCAGUUGUACACACUGAAGUUAAUCAUGAACCUGUUCCAGACUUGCUCGUUGGUGACUCAACUAGUUCUGCUCUGUCUGUAGAUCCUUUUAAGCAGUUAGAAGGGCUUCUUGAUCAAACUGAUGUUGCGUCAAAUGUGAAUCAUGGUACAGCAAAGACACCUGAUUUUAUGGGACUAUAUGCAGAUACAUCUGUCAGUGGGCUCAGUAGCAGUGUUGGGGAUCUUUUGCCGACCAACAGGGAUGAGUUUAAUCUUACAUCUGAGUUAUCAAGUGCUACAAGGACUGCUCAAGGUGGGGUAACACAGAUUAAUAAGGGUCCUAACCCUAAAGAUGCCUUGGAAAAGGAUUCACGUGUAAGGCAGAUGGGCGUGACACCAACAAGGCCGAAUCCCAACUUGUUUCGAGAUCUACUUGGCUAAACUGUUCAAACAGCGGAACUUUGGUCAUGAUUGUUCGUGAAUAUUUUCUGUGGUCUUUUGGAGCGGCUGCCUGUAUAUGAUAGGAAAUGCUACUCAUUCAUGAGUUUCAAAGCCAGAUGCAGAAUUGUAGAGACACCCGUAUGGAGUGAAAACCAAAAAAACCAGGUAGAGGCAUCAUGUAUUUCCUUGGAUAUUGUUUUGAGCCAAAUCAACAUGGAGAGUUUUCUUUGCGGCAGCGUGGAGGGGUUGUGGCGGGUUUUUCAAGCACCCGUAGGAAUCCAGUUGUGUCGUGCAUGUGUAUUAAGUGAGUUUUUGUUGCGAGUUUUACUUAAAGUUGUAGACUCUAGUAGUUGCCCUUUUGACAUUAUUGAGCCCCUUUGUAUUUUUUGGCGGAUGGAAUUGAACAUUCAAACACCUAAAAGCACCCGGUCAAAUGCAAUGACAGUGAGUAAUAAUGCUCCUUGGAGAAUUCAGAAGCUAUACAUCCUCACUCCUUUUUACA
Messenger RNA from Pyrus x bretschneideri (Chinese white pear), 3565 nucleotides. Its product is annotated as AP-4 complex subunit epsilon. The record is from RefSeq and is a predicted model, not a curated record. Gene Ontology annotation, cellular component: AP-4 adaptor complex; membrane coat. Lineage: Eukaryota; Viridiplantae; Streptophyta; Magnoliopsida; Rosales; Rosaceae. Gene Ontology annotation, biological process: intracellular protein transport; receptor-mediated endocytosis. Gene Ontology annotation, molecular function: cargo adaptor activity.